This is a messenger RNA of Glycine soja, 1585 nucleotides long. RefSeq names its product ras-related protein Rab7-like. The transcript is spliced from 7 exons. Gene Ontology annotation, molecular function: GTP binding; GTPase activity. The record is from RefSeq and is a predicted model, not a curated record. Gene Ontology annotation, cellular component: vacuolar membrane. The coding region runs from base 590 to 1174 and encodes 194 amino acids. NCBI's taxonomy places the organism in Eukaryota, Viridiplantae, Streptophyta, Magnoliopsida, Fabales, Fabaceae.
GCUAGUUGUCACACCAAAAAAUGCUGGUUGUCACAAAAAAACAUAGUAGUGCUGUAAAUUAAAUGCAGGCAUCAUCGGUUCCUUCACAAUGUGUCAGAAUCAGAUCAGAUUACAACAUAACUGAUCAACUGAAUAGCGUUUCUCAACUGUCCAACCGUGAAGCAUAGUGUAGCCUGCUGCUUUAUUUGCAGCUCAUACAGAUUCAGAUUUUAGAUCGAACAAUGAGAGGCAAGCACGUAUAUUCCAAAGUCAACUAAAAAAAAAACUGUGACAUGACAACUUUUUUAUAGGUUAAAUAUAAUAAUAAUGCUCCGCUGUCACUAGAACGUUGUUUUGGUUUGCUAAUCACAUGAUCCUCACCUGCAUCAUUCAAAUGCAGAAAAGGGAAAUGAAAGGAAAAAAAAAAAAGAAGCAAUUCCCCACAAAGGAGGAUACUCAUAUCACCAACCAAGAGGAAUCGAGAACUUCCCUUUUCUCUCAUAAGGCCACACCAGUUGUUUCCUUCUUUUCCAUUUCCAUUUCCCAUCCUUGAGAAAUAGAGAAGAUUGUUCUUUCUGCCAACUACCCUUUUGAGCUUUGAGUCUCCAACAUGGACAUUUCACAGAGAAAGAGAACUUUGCUUAAGAUCAUUGUUCUUGGUGAUAGUGGGGUGGGAAAGACUUCCUUGAUGAACCAAUAUGUUUAUAGAAAAUUCAGCCAGCAGUAUAAAGCUACAAUUGGGGCUGAUUUUGUUACCAAGGAAAUACAAGUUGAUGAUAAACUCGUAACAUUGCAGAUUUGGGAUACAGCAGGGCAAGAAAGGUUCCAUAGUAUUGGGGCUGCAUUUUAUAGAGGGGCAGAUUGCUGUGUUCUGGUAUAUGAUGUAAACAUACACAAAACAUUUGAUACACUAAACAAUUGGCAUGAUGAGUUUCUUAAGCAGGGAGAUAUGAACGAUCCUGAAGCAUUUCCCUUUGUAUUACUUGGAAACAAGGUUGAUGUAGACGGUGGAAACAGUAGAAGGGUAUUUGAAGUGAUCACUAUUGGCUUGGCCCUGCUAUUUGUUUCCAGGUCACUGAGAAAAAAGCUAGAGACUGGUGUGCUUCCCGGGGAAACAUACCAUACUUUGAGACCUCUGCGAAAGAGGGUUACAAUGUUGAAGAGGCUUUUUUAUGCGUUGCUAAAAUUGCACUAGAAAAUGAACACGAUCAAGACAUUUAUUUUCGAGGAAUCUCUGAAGCAGUUUCAGAAGCAGAACAACGAAGUGGUUGUGCAUGCUGAAGUAGGAUGUAAGAAGAUUAAUGUGUUUUACUGAACAUAUUUGGUUUUGAGCUCUGGUACAGUAUCAUUUAAUUCAUUAAGGUGUAGUGUCUAUUUUUAAAUCCCGAAAUUGGUACACAUCGUACGGGUUUCUAAAUCUCAGUAUGUGUGGAAAACCUUCUUUGUACUCUCUUCAGAUGAAAUUUUUAUUCUCAUGCUCGAAUCAAAAGUUAUGUAAAUCUUUUUUUGUAUAUUUUAUUUAUUGUUAAGUAUGUCAUGUAACCUUCUCUGUACUCUUUACAUGAUGAGCUUUUAAUUUUAAUGCUCAAACUAAAUGUUACGUAUA